AUAUCAAUUGGUCGGUCAAUGCAUAUUUUUCUAAGAAUCUGCACGGUAAGUAAACGCUCAUUUUGAUAGUUGCAAGUAUAAAUUCUCACACAAAAACUUGUUUGGAUGGAAGGAAAAUCAGUCACUGGAGAAUAAAAAAAAAGAAGCAAAAAAUGGAAAAAUGAUUAUACAGGUACAACAAACAUACUCCGUCUCACUCUGCUCCUCCUCCGCCUAUAACUCCGCCAACCGCCGCCGUUGCUGCCUAAUUGGAGUGAGAGUGAGCGACGGAGUCGAAAGAGGAGCAACGAUGUCGUAUGCUAAUUGGCUCCUCUUCCCCAGAUUUCCAUCAUUGUCCACCGUGUCCACCACCUGCAGAAGCAGCAGCAAUUGGAUGAUGAGGAGGAGAGAGAGCAGCAACGACGUCGAAUCAUCAUCUUCUUCUUCGAGAUCUUCUGGGCGCUGUGCAGCCGCCUCGGGUUCUGCACCGCCGCCGCCAGUUCCGCCAGAUACAGAAAAGCAGAGGGAGGUGCCUGAACUGCAGACGCUUCUCCGAAGAUUCUGGAAGGUGGCGGCUCCCUAUUGGUCCUCCUCCGACAAGGUGCAAGCGAGGAUCCAGCUCGCCGUAGUCUUCGCUCUCACUCUCGCCACCACCGGCAUCAGCGUCGGCUUCAGUUUCCUCGGCCGCGACUUCUAUAACGCCCUUGCCAACAAGAACCAAGAACAAUUCACGAAGCAGCUGCUUUACUACUUGGGUGCAUUUGCUGUCGGAAUUCCGGUGAGCACCAAUUGUUGCACUUUCACUCAGUUACCCACCCCUCAGCUUAGUUUUUUGGGAAAGUGCUACUUGAUAAAAAUUGACCGUACGAUGAACAAUGGAUACACCGGUUUCGAGGAUCGCCAGGAUCCCCACCUAAUGCAUCCGAAGGGGAUCCUCUUCCAGAAAUCCGAAGUGACGUGGUGGUGGGUGUUUCCACUUCUUUGCAUUUUGAUCAUCGCCAAUGGGUUCAUAUUCGUAUGGUUGUUAUUUUUGUGUUGCGAUUAUGCAAGACAAACUCUUUCGUUGAGGUGGAGAGCUUGGAUGACAAAACAUUACAUGGACCGUUACCUAAGCAACCAAGCCUUUUAUAAAAUUCAAUCCCAAUCAAUCAUUGAUAAUCCAGAUCAGCGCAUUGUUGAUGAUCUAAGUUCGUUCACAGAAACUGCCCUAUCCUUCUCCUUAACAAUUCUCAAUGCUGUGGUAGAUCUCAUCUCGUUCAGUAAUAUCUUAUUCAGUAUCUAUCCUCCGCUGUUUGCUGUUCUAUUUGUAUAUUCAAUUGGUGGAACAGCUAUAAGUAUCUAUCUUGGAAAGGAUUUGGUUUCUUUAAACUUCAUGCAAGAGAAAAAGGAAGCUGAUUUUCGUUAUGGACUUGUGCGCGUCAGAGAAAAUGCUGAAUCCAUUGCUUUCUAUAGUGGUGAAGCAAACGAAAUGCAACUUUUGCUACAACGCUUCACAAGUGCUUUCAAAAAUAUGAGUAAAUUGUUGAUAUGUUCAAGAAAUCUCGAGGUUUUCACCAGUGGAUACAGCUAUCUUAUUCAUAUUCUUCCCGCUGCUGUUGUUGCCCCUAUGUAUUUCUCAGGCAAAAUUGAGAUGGGUGUCAUUGAUCAGUCAACAUCUGCUUUCAGUCAUAUUCUUGGAGACUUCUCCCUUAUUGUCUACAGAAUGGAGACUAUCAGUGCAUUUGCAGCUGUAAUUGAUCGACUUGGUGAAUUUGAUGAUCUAUUGGAUAGCAGCAACUCAGAACGUCAUUCUGACCCCUCAGAAGGGAUAAGUUUGAUACAUAGUAACGUCAAAAGCUUACCAGAACUGGAGUCAAAUGGAUCCAUUCCCAUAGAAAAGCAACAAAAGUUAGUGGAUAUAGAGCACUUGACCGUGGAGACUCCAAGUGGUACUGCAUUGGUUAGGAAUUUAUCAUUGGUAAUCAACAAGAAUGAGCAUUUAUUGGUAACAGGACCAAGUGGGAGUGGUAAAACAUCUUUGUUAAGAGCUAUGGCUGGUCUUUUUAGUACUGGAAAAGGAAAAAUCAUUUUCCAUGUGAACUACCGAGAAGACAACCAACCAUCCAUUUCUUCUGAUGUAGUAGAUCCUGAGGUAGAUACUGUUAGUGAUAAAUAUGGGGAACUUCGGAGGCCCUCGAAUAGGAAUUAUAAAGGCAUAUUUUUCCUUCCUCAAAGACCAUAUAUGGUAUUGGGAACACUUCGCCAACAGUUGCUUUAUCCUAUAUGGGCUGAGGAUGCAAUUUCCACAGCGGACGGUACUAAACCAACUGGGUCACUUCCUUUCUUGACGCAGGAACCAAAUUCGAAACAUAUGAGUGAAAAGCCUAGUAAGCCCACAACGGAGGACCUGAUACAGGUUUUGGAGGAUGUCCGACUUGGCUAUAUAUUAUCCCGAUUCAGCAGUUUGGAUACUUCAUAUGAAUGGUCUAGUGCUCUCUCCCUUGGAGAGCAGCAACGCCUUGCAUUUGCUCGUUUACUGCUUUCGAAACCACGAUUGGUUCUACUGGAUGAAUCUACCAGUGCUUUAGAUGAAGCCAAUGAGGUUCAUAUAUAUCAGCAGAUUGAAAAGGCAGGCAUAACAUAUAUAAGCGUCGGUCACCGGCAAACUCUAUACGACUUCCACAAGAAGAACUUACGGAUCUCCACCGCGGAACCCAGUAGCGCCGAACCCAAUUGGAGCAUUGAAUCCAUCAAUCGAGAAACAUUAUACAACUUAUGAAACGUAUAAUUGCAGCUGCCUUUUCUUACAUUAGGUCACUUGUUUGUUCUGUUUCUCUGGUGUGUUGCAAGUGUUUUUGGGUCCUUUGUAUCAUAAGUAGUUUCUGCAAAACUUUCUACGGUUUAUAUUAUAAAACUUAGAACACUUAAGGUUUUCAGCUGAAUUUGCCUAUCCAUAUAAUGAUGGAUUACAAAUUACAGAAGGGUUUUGAAAAAACCCCAUUUA
Malus domestica (apple) is the source of this 2962-nucleotide messenger RNA. NCBI's taxonomy places the organism in Eukaryota, Viridiplantae, Streptophyta, Magnoliopsida, Rosales, Rosaceae. The record is from RefSeq and is a predicted model, not a curated record.